Molecule: messenger RNA, 1646 nt
Organism: Tauraco erythrolophus (red-crested turaco)
Lineage: Eukaryota; Metazoa; Chordata; Aves; Musophagiformes; Musophagidae
Source: RefSeq, a predicted model, not a curated record
AUGAACCUCAUGAGUUUCAACAAGGCCAAGUGCAAGGUUCUGGACCUGAGUUGGGGCAAGCCCCGGUAUCAAUACAAGCUGGGGAAUGAAGGGAUAGAGAGCAGCUCUGAAGAGAAGGAUUUGGAGGUUACUGGGGACAGUCAAAGGGGAAAAAGAAAAACUAGAGAGCAGGCAGUUUUGUCGGAUUCUAACGCCUUAUCCGAGAGGCAAAAGAAAAUGGUGUGCUUUGGUGGCCACUCUUUGGAAGAGGACUUGGAAUGGUCUGAGCCUCAGAUAAAAGACUCUGGGGUAGAUACGUGUAGUAGCACAACUCUAAACGAGGAACAUAGCCAUAGCGAGAAGCACCCAGUAACUUGGCAACCAUCCAAAGACGGAGAUCGUCUCAUUGGUCGGAUAUUAUUAAAUAAACGACUAAAAGAUGGAAGUGUGCCUAGAGACUCAGGAGCAAUGCUUGGACUGAAGGUAGUAGGAGGAAAGAUGACUGAAUCAGGUCGACUCUGCGCAUUUAUCACCAAAGUUAAAAAAGGAAGCUUAGCUGAUACAGUGGGGCAUCUUAGACCAGGUGAUGAAGUAUUAGAAUGGAAUGGAAGGCUACUACAAGGAGCCACCUUUGAAGAGGUGUAUAACAUCAUUUUAGAAUCUAAACCUGAGCCACAAGUGGAGCUUGUCGUUUCAAGACCAAUAGGGGACAUUCCCAGAAUACCUGACAGCACACAUGCACAGCUGGAGUCCAGUUCUAGUUCUUUUGAAUCUCAAAAAAUGGACCGACCUUCUAUUUCAGUGACUUCUCCUAUGAGUCCUGGCAUGUUAAGGGAUGUUCCACAGUUCUUGUCUGGACAACUUUCAAUAAAACUGUGGUAUGACAAGGUUGGUCAUCAGUUAAUAGUGACAAUAUUGGGAGCAAAAGAUCUUCCUUCAAGGGAAGAUGGGAGGCCAAGGAAUCCUUAUGUAAAAAUUUACUUUCUUCCAGACAGAAGUGAUAAAAAUAAAAGAAGAACAAAAACAGUAAAGAAAACAUUGGAACCUAAGUGGAAUCAGACAUUUAUUUAUUCUCCAGUUCAUCGGAGAGAGUUUAGAGAACGAAUGUUAGAAAUUACUCUUUGGGACCAAGCACGAGUUCGAGAGGAAGAAAGUGAAUUUUUAGGAGAGAUUCUUAUUGAGUUAGAGACAGCAUUACUAGAUGAUGAGCCUCACUGGUACAAACUUCAAACACAUGAUGUCUCUUCAUUGCCACUUCCCCAUCCUUCACCGUAUUUGCCACGCAGACAGCUCCAUGGCGAGAGCCCCACACGGAGGUUACAAAGGUCCAAAAGAAUCAGCGACAGUGAAGUCUCUGAUUAUGACUGUGAUGAUGGAAUUGGUGUUGUUUCAGAUUAUCGACAUAAUGGGAGAGAUCUUCAAAGUUCAACGCUAUCAGUGCCAGAACAAGUUAUGUCAUCUAAUCAUUGCUCUCGAUCAGGGUCCCCUCACCGUGGAGAUAGUAUAGGACGGACUAGAUCGUGGUCUCCCAGUGUCCCUCCCCCACAAAGUCGGAAUGUGGAUCAGGGACUACGAGGGACUCGAUCUACUCCUGCGCAUUACAAUACCCUGAACCGAAUGGAUAGACACCGUGUAAUAGAUGACCACUACUCCCCGGACAGAGAGAG